This is a messenger RNA of Hevea brasiliensis (rubber tree), 2731 nucleotides long. Its product is annotated as CRIB domain-containing protein RIC5. The transcript has 4 exons. Bases 1596 to 2297 code for a protein of 233 amino acids. NCBI's taxonomy places the organism in Eukaryota, Viridiplantae, Streptophyta, Magnoliopsida, Malpighiales, Euphorbiaceae. The record is from RefSeq and is a predicted model, not a curated record.
AAAAAAUCUUAAUUUUGAAACCAAUAAGUAUAAACAAUUAAAAACACAAUAAAAAAAAAUAUUAAUCCAACUUAUAUAUUUUUAACUAUAUUUUUAGCAUUAAUAUUAAUAUGUAUAUGUUAAAUAAAAUUUAUUGGUAAUAUUAUUAUAAGUGACUUUUCGAACUUACUGAUUUUCUAAUGCUUAGUGUAGCGUAUAUAUAAAUUUAUAUUUUUAUUUAUAAAAUAUGGUUAUAGAUAAAUAAAAAAAAAUGAAUAAAUCUGUAGCUUGAUUCAUAAGUACGCAAUCAUGAAUGUCAAGUAAAAUUUCUAUUUAAAUAACGCAAUUGAACUUCAAUAAUUAAGAAAAAGCCUGUAUAUAAAUUUAAAAUCAAUAUAAGCCUUUUUGUUUAUCACAUUUUGAAAAUUACAAUAAAAAAAUCCUGAAAUGAAGAAAAAGAUUUUUCAUAAAGCAUAUUUUGCUGUAUUUUUUUUUUUAAUUAUUUGUCAACUUUCCACAUAGUGUGUCUUCAAUUCGUUCUGUUGAGAAUGAAUAUUAUAUAAUUUUAACUACAAUUAUAUAAUUUAGUUGAGGUUAUGUCUGGUUUGUACAAUAUUAAUUUAAAGAAUUAAAAAAUGGUCACAACUCAUUGGCAGAUGUGUCUGGUUGUAGUUAGUAUUGAAGCAUCGUAUCUCCAUUAUUUUUCCUCUCUUUUUUAAAGAGAAAAUUGUAUCUCCAUUCUUUAUCAUACGUGAAUAAGCAUGUGGAUUCCGGCCUGAUACAUCUCGUUUCAUGCAUGAAAUUCCCUUUACAAUUACGGUAUACAACAAUUUUCAUCGGAACCUUUUUCUACUAGUUGAGUUGGUUAGGGAUAGGAGGUAUUCAAAAUUUACUACCGAUUCAAAUUAGACAGGACAAAGAUGCAUAAAAUUAUCGAAUAGUAAGAAAUGCAUACUUUUGUAGCUCCCGACUCCUCGGAUCAAGUGGACAUUCAAUAUAUAUAUAUAUAUAUAUAAUUGGAGAAAUUUUUUAAAGAGAUGUAAUAUAUGGGUAAAAAUAUUAGCAACCAAUAAAAAUAAUGCAUCCAUUUUGUGGAAAAUAUAAAUAUGAAUUUAAUAAAAUAAACCAAGCCAUGGGAAAGGAGUCAAAAGAGGAGCAUAGCAACCAAAAGAAAAUACGACAGACAAAACGCAGAGCCGUUGUUUGAUAAACGAAAUUCCCGCGUUUUCAUAGAGAAGCGCCACCCAAAUUUAGCGCAAAAACCAUCAAUAUUUUACCCUGUAAAUUAGGUCAUCUACUGGUUUUGAUUGGAAAAGAAACCUCCUUACCAUCUAGCCGUCAAACAAAACGUACACACACAAAAAAAAAAAAAAAAAAAAAUCAUGCCUUGCAAUUGCAAAUUUGGAGAUUCCCAAUUCAAUCGUCUCCCUAUUGUUUUGUCGAUGGGAGAUUGAGAUUUUUACAUAACCAAAUUCCUAGUACUCUUUUAAUAAUAUGACUGGAGGAUGAUUAUCUUAUGAUUGAUUUUUCUUUUUCUUUUUCUUUUUCUGUCUCUCUCUCUCUCUUUUUCAUCUUUUGUUUCUCCAUUUCUGAAUUUUGUAAGCAUCACAGCGGAGAUGAAAGGUUUCAGAAAAGGUUUCAAAUAUAUCUCGCAAAUGUUUGAUGAGAAAGAACCAGAAAUACAAAUUGGGUAUCCUACAGAUGUAAAGCAUGUUGCUCAUAUUGGAUUUGAUGGUCCGUCUGCCUCUAAACCAAGCUGGAUGAAUGAGUUUGAAUCUUCUCCACAAAUCUCAAAUGGGACUGCAAAUUGUAUGGAAGAACUUAAGAACCUUUCAAUACUUCCACCCUCACCAGAUAUAAGCCAGGGUGAAAAGCCGAAGAAGAAGUCGAGACGCCCAUCAACUGGUGCAGACUCACCCUUGAAUUCCCCAGGUAGAAGAAGCACUGAAGGAUCAUCGAAACAUUCCAGGCGCCAAACAUUCACCGCUGGUACGGACUCACCUUUAAAUUCCCCGCCAAAAAAUUCCAGGCGCCACCGCUCUUCAAACAAUUCGAUGGAUUCUCCGGGCAGAGAUUCGCCAGUUAAUAUCCGGACCACAAAACGGCAACUGAAUUCAAGUCUAGCGGUUGAAUCACCAGCUCGUGACCAGCCCUCCAUUCCAAGACAUUCUCGGGGGAAAAAGCCCAAGGAAUCAAGAACAAAAGACAAGAACUCUCCAGCAGACAUCACUGAUCGUGAACCUCAGGAGUCUGAAACUGCACCGGCAAUAAAGAGUUAUGCAGGCCAUUUAAAUUCAGUUUUGGAAGCAUACGAAUAAGAAUGAGAGGAAUGCAGUGACUUCGUACAUUAGAGAUUGAACAUAAUGCUCUGCUAUGAAGAUAUUGUUAUAAUUCAGUUUCUUCUUUAAUUAUUAUCAGACUUUUUUCUUGUCUUAUACCUCUAGCUUGCUUAGCCAAAAAACUCCGUGGGUAUACUUUAUUGAUUGCUUAAGCCAAGAAAACAUCAAACACAACAGGCCAGAGUGAAGGCAGUGCAGAGAAUUGAGAUUUUCCAAUGUCACAGAUGCUAAAAAUAAGAAAGUGCUGGUGGUCGCCAUGGCGAAGGAUUUAUUAGGUGGUAAAUGGAGCAUUUGAGCUUGGCUCCCACCCGAGCUAUUUUGUUUUGGUCUAAGCAUAAUUUGGAUGCUGUAACCUAUGUAUUGUUUAUAGAGUUUCCCUAUCAGUAGAAAUCUGAUAUCAGGUAAUUGGCUGU